UAAAACAAUGCUUCUUGCUUCUUUCUUCUCUUUCAGAGAGAGACCAUUGCCAUGGGAACCCCGGAGACAACACGCGAGCCCUGCCCUGAUCGCAUCCUCGACGAUAUAGGCAGCGCUUUCGGCAUGGGAGCCGUUGGAGGCUCCGGCUUUCACUUCAUCAAGGGCUUCUUCAACUCUCCCAAGGGUUCACGCCUCGUCGGCGCGUCACAGGAAGUGCGUCUCAACGCGCCGAGAAUGGGCGGAAGCUUUGCGGUUUGGGGUGGACUCUUCUCCACCUUCGACUGCACCAUGGUCUAUGUUCGUCAGAAGGAGGAUCCAUGGAACUCAAUCAUAUCUGGAUUCGCUACGGGAGGAUUUCUCUCCCUGCGUCAGGGACCCGCCGCCGCCACGCGCUCCGCCGUGUUCGGUGGUAUCUUGCUGGCCCUUAUUGAAGGAGGUAUGAUCAUGUUUAACAAGGCCGUCUCUGCACGGCAGAUGCCGCCUCUCACAGAGGAGCCUAUGCUGGCUGGUUACCCUUCAGGUGGCAUAUUUCCGGGUCAGCACGGUCCUCAGCCUUAUCCGCCGACGGCCUCGAAAUUGGAGGCUAAAACUUCUUGGUUUGGUGGAUUCUUCGGUGGAGGGAAGAAGGAGGAGCCGGCGUCUGGUGGAGGAAGCCAAACGAAGAUUCUGGAGAGUUUUGAUGCCCCACCGGUGCCGAAUUUUGAGUACAAGUGAAAGAAACAAAAAAAAAAAAAACAGAGAAAUAAUUGGUCUUGGUGGGAAACAAAUUCAAGGGUUAGGGUUAGAGUUUUUUUUACCGAGAUUUUCGUAUCAAAGAUUAUUGUGUCAGAGAAGUAGAGUUUUCAAUUAACGUGUUCUUAAAUUGAUACUGUUAUGCUAUAUUGCUAUGUAGCUUGAUUUUGUCGCCAAAGUAAGAAAAUUUUAGAAAGAUAAAUGAAUUCAGGUAGCAUUGCACGAUUAAUUUUUUUGGAUAUUGGAUAAAAAUUGGUGUAAUCCUUUAAUAUUGGAAGU
Molecule: messenger RNA, 1011 nt
Organism: Arachis stenosperma
Lineage: Eukaryota; Viridiplantae; Streptophyta; Magnoliopsida; Fabales; Fabaceae
Product: mitochondrial import inner membrane translocase subunit TIM17-2-like
Exons: 1
Coding region: 52-714 (220 amino acids)
Biological process (GO): protein import into mitochondrial matrix
Cellular component (GO): mitochondrial inner membrane; TIM23 mitochondrial import inner membrane translocase complex
Molecular function (GO): transmembrane protein transporter activity
Source: RefSeq, a predicted model, not a curated record